Messenger RNA from Punica granatum (pomegranate), 1132 nucleotides. The record is from RefSeq and is a predicted model, not a curated record. NCBI's taxonomy places the organism in Eukaryota, Viridiplantae, Streptophyta, Magnoliopsida, Myrtales, Lythraceae.
GUUAUAAAUAGACACCCAUUCAGCCAAAUUUUGGAACAUAACAUUCAGCCACUCAUCAUAAGAACACCAAAUCAGUGAAGAAGUGGCACAAACUACAAACAGUCACAAUGAGUUCUCCCAAGAGGGUUGCAGUGAUUACAGGGGCGAACAAAGGGAUCGGACUUGAGAUAUGCAGGCAACUGGCUGCAAAUGAUGUUCGGGUAAUAUUAACUGCUAGAGAUGUGGAGAGGGGCUUUGCGGCCGCUCGAAAGCUCCAGGACCUUGGACUACCUGAUGUGGUCUUUCAUCAGCUUGAUGUGGUCGACAAAGAGAGCAUCGAGUCUCUGAAAGAAUUCAUCCGGACCCAGUUCGGGAAGCUCGAUAUUCUGGUGAACAAUGCAGGUGUUGUUGGGUCCACAGUACUGAGGAGGGAGGGCUUGACUUAUGAAGAGGACGAAAUUAUAGGCACAAAAGCUAAAGCAUUGAGAGAAGUAAUUGAGCAGACUUAUGAAUCAACACAGAACUGUCUCAGCACAAACUACUACGGAAUCAAGCAGCUAACUACUGCACUGCUGCCCCUUCUUCAACUGUCAGAUUCCCCGAAAAUAGUUAAUGUCUCCUCCUCCUUCGGGCUGCUAAAGUAUAUCACCAACAAGAGAGCAAAGGAGGAACUCAGGGACAUCAAGAGCCUCACAGUGGAGAAAAUCGACUCCAUAGUAGAAGGGUUCCUAGAGGACUUUAAGGCCGGUAGAGUGGACUCAGAAGGGUGGCCGACCAAUUUCUCAGCAUACAUCGUCUCCAAGGUGGCCCUAAACGCCUACACGAGGGUUCUCGCAAAGGAGUAUCCACCAAUUGCAGUCAACUGCGUGCAUCCUGGAUAUGUAAGUACGGACCUUAACGGCAACACGGGAAUACUGAGCGUCCAGGAGGGGGCAAGAGGUCCUGUGAUGCUAGCUCUAAUGAAGGAAGGUGGACCCUCCGGGAUGUACUUUAAUGAGACUGAAGCAUCAAACUUUGAACAUUGAAGAUUGAUUUCUCGGUGAAGCAGGUCCACAGAGCAUCUAAAACUCGGGUUACAUGAAUUGAAGUCGCACUUCGGCUCUGCGGUAGAGACAGAUUAUUAUAGGAACUAUUUUUCUUUCAUACAAUUGUU